UUCUAAUCCUUCCCCCUCGGCCAAUUCCGGGGAGGAACCCUUUUUAGAUCCUUCCACGUGGAAGCGUAGGACGAAUUUCGUCCACACCAUCCGGAAUGGCCAACAUGGCGGCCGCCGUGAGAGGCCUCGGUAGAGUCUUGAUACAUCAUCAAAAGCAUAGUCUUUUCAAGAUGGCUUAUCAGAUAGCUCUUUAUCCUUGUUCUGUAUGUGUUCAUGGGCCCACCAGACAUUUUGCUGCUGCUACAAAGCCUGCAAAGAAAACGAAAAAAGGUGUGAAAGGCAAGGCAUCAGAUGAGAAAAAAGAUGAGAUUGAAAAAAUAAAGUCAUACUCCUUUAUGGAAGGUGAACCUGAGGAUGAUGUCUACUUAAAGCGCUUGUAUCCAAGGCAGAUAUAUGAGGUGGAGAAAGCUAUUCAGUUACUUAAGAAAUUUCAAAUUCUGGACUUUACUAAUCCAAAACAAGGUGUUUAUCUUGAUUUGACACUGGAUAUGGCACUGGAGAAGAAGAAAAAAGUGGAGCCGUUUGCCAGUGUUCUUCGUUUUCCAUACCCAUUCGUUUCAGAAAUCAAUAAAGUUGCUGUAUUUACAGGGAAUGCAUCUGAGAUUAAAAUAGCAGAAGAACAUGGAGCUGCAUUUGCAGGAGGAGUUAAUCUGAUUCAGAAGAUUUUGGAUGAUGAAAUUCAAUCAGACUUUUAUGUAGCUGUUCCAGAAAUAAUGCCCGAGCUUAACCCAUUAAAGAAAAAGCUGAAAAAAAGAUUUCCAAAACUAACUCGAAAUUCCAUUGGCCGUGACAUCCCCAAAAUGCUUGAAUUAUUUAAAAUGGGACAUGAAAUUAAGGUAGAUGAAGAAAGGGAAAACUUUCUUGAGACCAAAAUAGCAACAAGAGAAAUCACAAGUAGAUGGAGAGGCAGGCAGAGAAAGAGAGAGAGAGGGAAGCAGGCUCCCUGCUGAGCAGAGAGCCCGAUGCGGGGCUCGAUCCCAGGACCCUGAGAUCAUGACCUGAGCCGAAGGCAGUGGCAUAACCCACUGAGCCACCCAGGCGCCCCGAGGUAGAAUUUUUCUUAAUGAAAAAUAAAUUAAUUUCCGUGUUUAAAGAGAAUCUUUGUGUUUUAAAUUUUUUUAUUUUUUGAGAAUCUUUUUUAAUACUACUUAAAUAUUAUAGUAUUAUGUAGUAUAACAGAUUAAGAGAGUGGAUUUUAGAUUUAUACUGUCUGGAUUCAAAUCCUAGUUCCAGAUUGGAAUUGUGUUCCAUCGCUCUCUGGGCCCCAUUCCCCAUUUUCCCUAAAGGCAAAAUGACGUUAAUGGUGAUGCAUACAUUCUAGGCUAGGAAGGAAUAGUUGAACUAAUGACUCUAAAGCAGACUUCUACUUCUGGCCAGCAUGAAGUAACAGGGACCUGAUUACUUUUUCACCUGGGAUAGUCAGCAUUACCUCGAUACCAAAACCAGGCAAAAAAUAUAGUCCGCUAUCAUUCAUGAAAAAUAGAUGUAGGGGCUCCUGGGUGGCUCAGUGGGUUAAGCCUCUGCCUUUGGCUCAGGUCAUGAUCUCAGGGUCCUGGGCUCGAGCCCAGCAUCGGGCUCUCUGCUCAGCGGGGAGCCUGCUUCCUUCCCCCUCCUCUCUCUCUGCCUGCCUCUCUUCUUACUUGAGAUCUCUCUCUGUCAAAUAAAUAAAUAAAAAUUUUGGGGAAAAAAUAGUUGUUAAAAUUAUAAACUAAAUUUUAGCUAAUAGAAUCCAGCAAUAUAUAUAUAAAAAAGGAUAACAUGUCAUCACCAAGUAGGGUUUAUCCUAGAAAUACUAGUUCAUUUAACAUUAAGUGAUCAAUCAUUAAAAUUCACCAUAUUAACAAAUUAUAAAUAAAAGCCAUCUGAUCAUCUCAGUAGAUAGAGAAAGCAUUUGAGAGAAUCGAACCUUCAUUUCUGAUCAGAAAGUCUCAGCACACUAGGAACAGAAGUUAAUGCCCUCAACCUGACAGAAGGCGUCUAAGAAAAAUCAACAACUAACAUUAUACUUGGAGGCGAAAAACAAUACUUUUCUUCUAAGAACAGGAGCAAGUUAAUGAUGUUCACUUUUACCACUUCUGUUCAGCACCGAUCUAGGGAUUUUAGGCAGUGCGGUCAGGUGGGCACUUGAGUUGUUUCCAUUUUUUUGCUAUUACAAGUAAAUUACAAGCAAAUACUGUUACAAGUAAAGAAAAAUUAUAGUAAUAUCAAAAAAUAGCAAAUACUUAGAGAUAAAUCUGACAAAAGAUGUGCAAGAUCCAUACAUGAAGAUUUCAAGACAUAGCUGAGGGAAAUUAAGAUCUAAUAAAUAAUGAGGUGUACCAUGUUUAUGGGUCAGUGAAUCCGGUGUAAGUAGUGAGGUGUACCAUGUUUACGGUCAGUGAAUCUGGUAUUGUUAAGAUGUCAGUUGUCCCCAGAGUCAUGUGUAGAUGCAGUACAUUCUUGAUCAAAAUUCCAUUUAGCCUUUUUCUUUUGGUAGAAACUGGCAAGCUGAUUCUAGGAUUCACAUGGAAAUACAAAGGAUCUAGAAUAACUAAAACAACUUCGACAAAUAGCAAAGUUAGAGAUCUACCUGAUUUCAAGAUUUAUAAAGCCAGUGGUAUUUAAGGCACUGUGGUAUUGACAUCAAAAAAGAUGAAAUGAUAGUGGAAGAGAAUAGAGUCCCCAAAACCCAAUGGGGUUUGUUUGUUUGUUUGUUUGUUUGUUUUAGACAGCUGACUUAAAACAUGUUGCAAAGUCAUUUUUAAUGGAGAAACAUUAAUCUUUUCGAGAAAUAGUACUGGAACAAUUGAAUAUCUGCAUACAGUAAAAUGAACUUUGACCCAUGACAUAUCAUAUAUAAUUAGCUCAAAAUGUAUCAAAGACCUAAACAUAAUGCCUAAAAUUAUAAAACCUGUGGAAGAAAUAAAACCUGUGAGUUAGAGAGUGAUUUUUUUUUUUUAGAUGUGAAAUGAAAAGCAUAGCAUAAUCCACAAAAGAAGAAAUUAGUAAAUUGCACUGUAUAAAAAUAAAAAGCAUUUGCUCUUUAAAAGAUGUUAUUAAGAGAAGAUAAAUCACAGGCUGGGAUAAAAUAUUUACAAAUCAUCUAACUGAUAAAUCCAUAAUGUAUGAAGAGCUCUUAAACUUCAAUAAUAAUAAAAAAAACCCAGUUUUAAAAAUGAGCAAAAGAUUUGAACAUACCUGAUCAAAGUGUGACAAACACAUGGCAGACAAACAGAUGACCAACACAUUGAAAGAUGCUCAGCAUUAUUAGUUGUGUUAACAGAAAUACAGACGAAAACCACUGUGAGCUAUCACUGUACAUCUGUGGGAAUAAUUAAAAUUAGAAAAACAGACCAUAGCAAAUAUUGAUAAGGAUAUGGAGAGAUUGGAACACUUACGCUAUUGUGGCAGUGUAAAAUGAUACAACCUCUUUGGCACAUUUUGGCAGCUUAAGAAAGUUAACAUCCAGGGGUGCCUGGGUGGCUCAGUUUGUUGGGUGGUCAACCCUGGAUUUUGGUUCAGGUCAUGAUCUCAGGGUCCUGGAAUCGAGCCCUGCACAAAGCAGGGAGGCUGCUUCAGGACUCUCCCUCUCCCUCUCCUCCUCCCCCACUUGCCUGCUCAUUGUCUGUCU
Molecule: messenger RNA, 3610 nt
Organism: Mustela lutreola (European mink)
Lineage: Eukaryota; Metazoa; Chordata; Mammalia; Carnivora; Mustelidae
Gene: MRPL1
Product: mitochondrial ribosomal protein L1
Exons: 8
Coding region: 96-950 (284 amino acids)
Biological process (GO): translation
Cellular component (GO): mitochondrion; large ribosomal subunit
Molecular function (GO): RNA binding; structural constituent of ribosome
Source: RefSeq, a predicted model, not a curated record